This is a messenger RNA of Exserohilum turcica Et28A, 3388 nucleotides long. RefSeq lists its product as uncharacterized. The record is from RefSeq and is a predicted model, not a curated record. Gene Ontology annotation, molecular function: Glc3Man9GlcNAc2 oligosaccharide glucosidase activity. Bases 97 to 3270 code for a protein of 1057 amino acids. Gene Ontology annotation, cellular component: endoplasmic reticulum membrane. The transcript has 6 exons. NCBI's taxonomy places the organism in Eukaryota, Fungi, Ascomycota, Dothideomycetes, Pleosporales, Pleosporaceae. Gene Ontology annotation, biological process: protein N-linked glycosylation; oligosaccharide metabolic process.
UCUCAACGCCCCUCCUCGCGCCGCCCGCCGCACCAUCCUUCCCUUCACCCACUCCAGCGACACGGACGCUUAGUCGUACCGUCGCCCACGCUCCCAAUGGUUCUCAUUGAGAAUCAGGUAUACCUGUGCGAGGAGGAAAAACGCCUUAAGCAGGACCGCGAGCGCACCGCUUACUGGAAGCGAUGGGGUCCCUAUGUGGCAGAGCGACAGUGGGCAACAGUCCGCGAAGACUAUUCCCAUGAUGGCGAUGCCUGGAGUCAUUUCACCCACGACAUGGCACGGUCGCGUGCCUACCGUUGGGGCGAGGACGGUAUUGCUGGUGUGUCCGACUCGCACGGCUUUCAGAACAUUGCUUUUGCUUUCUGGAACGAAAAAGAUGAUUUCCUCAAGGAGCGACUCUUUGGCCUGUCAAAUCCACAGGGUAACCACGGCGAGUCGCUCAAGGAGUGCCAUUUCCACUUGGACAACACUCCCACUCACUCGUACAUGAAAUUUCUCUACAAGCUACCCCAGCGCAAAUUCCCCUACGAAGAUCUCAUUGCGACCAAUGCGAAGCGAACACGGCUCGAGAAGGAGUACAAUCUGAUUGACACUGGCGUCUUUGACGAUGACCGAUACUGGGAUAUCUUCAUUGAGACUGCCAAGGAGGCCGACGACCCGGAAGAGCUGUGCUUUCGAGUUACAGCAUACAACCGCGGUCCAGAGCCAGCCCCACUGCACAUUGUGCCUCACUGCUGGUUCAGGAACACUUGGGCAUGGGGCCACGAGGACCCGAAGCUGAAGCCCUCCAUCACCAAGAUUGGUCCCACGACUGCGCAGUCGAAGCACCACAAGCUUGGGGACCGCUACUUCCAGCUCUCGCCGUCUCCUGGCACCGGCCCAAGCGGCGAGGACAUCCAGCCAGAGCUCCUCUUCACCGACAACGACACAAACUACGAGGGCCUGUGGAAGGUCGAGAACAAGACACCAUAUGUCAAGGAUGCUAUCCACCGCCGCAUUGUAGACGAUGAAAAGGGUGCUGUCAACCCCGCCAACACGGGCACAAAGUGCGCUGCAUGGUACGCUUUUGACGAAGGCGAGGGCGUCCAGCCUGGCGAGUGUGCUGUAGUCCGCUUCAGGCUUUCACGAAAAGACGAGGGCUAUCUCGACGAGGAGCUCUUCGACGACAUCAUCGAGCAACGCCGUGCCGAGGCGGACGAGUUCUACUACAGGAUAAGCCCUCUUCCCAUUGCAGACGACCUGCGCAACAUCCAGCGCCAAGCCUUUUCUGGUAUGAUGUGGUGCAAGCAAUACUACCACUUCAUCUGGGAUCAGUGGGCGAACGGUGACCCUAGCAUGCCGCCGCCUCCACCUGGUCGCAAGGCUAUACGAAACAAGGAGUGGAAGCACAUGCAUUUGGACGACAUUCUCUCCAUGCCCGAUUCGUGGGAGUAUCCCUUCUUUGCUGCUUGGGACAGCGCAUUCCACUGCAUUACACUUGCCAUGAUCGACCCCGACUUCGCCAAGAAGCAGCUCGAUCUCUUUACACGCGAGUGGUACAUGCACCCCAAUGGCCAACUGCCGGCUUACGAAUGGAACUUUGGCGAUGUGAAUCCUCCAGUCCACGCCUGGGCACUGUUCAGGGUGUUCAAGAUUGAGCGCAAGAUGUACGGACGUGAGGAUUUUGACUGCCUCGAGCGAGUGUUCCAGAAGCUGCUGCUCAACUUCACCUGGUGGGUGAACCGAAAAGACGCAGACGGAAAGAACAUCUUCGAGGGUGGUUUCUUGGGUCUCGACAACAUUGGUGUCUUUAACCGUUCUGACCCUCUGCCGACGGGUGGUGUCCUUGAGCAAGCUGACAGCACUGGUUGGAUGGGCUUUUACUGCCUGAACAUGUUGAACAUCUGUCUUGAGCUUGCCAAGAGACGUCGCAUCUACGAAGACAUGGCUUCCAAGUUCUUUGAGCACUUCCUCAUGAUCAGCGACGCCAUGCAGUUCCGCAGCGAGGGCGAGUCAAAACCGCUGUGGAAUGAGGAGGACGGCUUCUACUACGAUGCCAUCUCUUGGGGCGGCCCGUGGAGUCAUCAGAUGCCGGUCCGCUCUCUUGUUGGUCUGAUUCCUCUCUACUCUACCAUGACACUGGAACCAGAGAUCAUCAACCGAUUGCCAAGCUUCAAGAAGCGUGUGGAAUGGUUCAUCGCCAACCGCCCAGAGACGUCCAAACGCAACAUUCAUACGCUGUCGAAGCGCGGCCAGGGCAACCGUAUGCUGUUGUCGCUUGUCAACGAAGACCGCCUCAAGCGCAUCAUGCAGAGGAUGUUGGACGAAGACGAAUUCUUUGCGGACCAUGGCAUUCGAUCGCUCUCAAAGUACCACAAGGAACAUCCCUACUCGAUGGAUGUCAACGGCCAAAAGUAUGAGGUUGCUUACCUCCCCGGUGACUCGGACAGUGGCCUCUUUGGUGGCAACAGCAACUGGCGAGGUCCCAUCUGGCUGGCCGUCAACUUUUUGCUUAUCGAGUCGUGCCAGAGAUUCCAUCUCUACUAUGGCAACGAAUUGAAGGUUGAAUGCCCUACAGGAUCCGGCGACUACAUGCAUCUCGGCCACGUAGCAGAGGAAAUCCAACACCGUCUUCAGCAUUUGUUUGCUCGCGGAGAUGACGGCAGAAGGGCCAUCAAUGACGGCAAUGAAAUGCUCGACUUUGACCCCAACUGGAAGGAUUACAUGUGGUACCACGAGUUCUUCGACGGCGAUACUGGACGUGGCUUGGGAGCAACACAUCAGUGCGGCUGGACCGGUCUGAUUGCAAAGAUGAUUCAUGACACUGGCAUGACUUGUCGCCUCCCGCAGACACCGCGCACACCAACUGGUGCUGCCAGCCAUUACUUUGAUGAUGUUUUCACGCCUGCAGGCAAGCCAGCCAAACGCCAUCAUCUCCGCCGGUCGUCGACAAGCCGUAGCAUUGGCUUCCGAAGUGACUGGGGAGACACAUCGACCAAUGGCGAGGAAGAAGACGACGCAAACCCGGUGCAGCGCAAGAACUCUGUUGGUGUAUUGGACCAGGCUGCGCUGGAGCAAAAGAGCGCAAUGGAAGACCGCCUGCACCACUACGUCAGUGGACAGCUCCAGCGCAUCAAGACGGGCAUGCAAGACUACGAGCCGGACGAGUUUGAGGCGAUGACGGAUGGCGCCGACGAUACAGAGCGCAGCAAUGGCCAGAGCAACGGUCGUAGCAAUGGACGGCGUGACCGCAGCGACUACUUUGAGCAGGACCCAUACUUUAGCAAAUAAGGCCAUGGGGUAUGCGAAGACGUCGAGUGUAUGAUGGGCGGUGGGUGGUAAUUGGAAGUGUCAAGUUGUCAACUGGCGAGUAGCGCACUCUAGACCUAGCAUAGACCUAGAUCAAAAC